Molecule: messenger RNA, 6061 nt
Organism: Mizuhopecten yessoensis (Yesso scallop)
Lineage: Eukaryota; Metazoa; Mollusca; Bivalvia; Pectinida; Pectinidae
Product: SCY1-like protein 2
Exons: 20
Coding region: 909-3248 (779 amino acids)
Biological process (GO): protein phosphorylation
Molecular function (GO): protein kinase activity; ATP binding
Source: RefSeq, a predicted model, not a curated record
CAGUGGCAUAGAUUCCGAAGUCCGUCAGUGAGGUUUUAACUCCCAUAGAAUCAAGGCUUUGUUACCGGGAUAUAGCAGGGAGCGUGUGUCCAGUGUCAGUCAACGCAAUUAUGUUUGAUGUUUUCAUUUAUACAUCCAACACCGACGGUCCAGAUAACUGACAAUCUCUGUGAAUAUAUUGACUGUUAGCAUGAGUGAUCUUACCCUAUAGCACUGGUCAGUGCUUUACAAUCGUCUCAUGCCAUAGGCUGAUGCAGUAUGAACUGAUGGCUUACUUCAUGGAGCUAGGUUUAGUGAGUACGUAAACAGUUGACAACAUGUGAUAUGAUGUCUGUUCCUGUGAUUUUGUCAAUCGUCUAAAGAUCUAUAGGUGAAGGGAGUUUCCCCACAAAAACAGUGGAAUGUUAGUGGUAAGUGGGACAAAUGGAUUGUCACCGAGUAUAACAGCAUCAUACCGGAAAGGCUUAAUGUUUUACCAUUUUAUCGUGUUCAGGAAGGAUGUACAAUAAUGUAUGGCUCACCUGUGUAUGACUGUUAUAUUACGAGUAGAUUUUAGCAAUAUACUAAAGAUGUUUAAAACAUACGAAACGUUUGUCAUUCCAUUACCAAUAGUGUGCUCUUGUGCUAAAUAUAGAAGGCAAUGAAACGCAUCUUCGAUCAAGUUUCUCUGGGCUGUUAGAUAGAAAUCAUAGAACACGCAAAGGUGUGGGAAUCACCUGUUAACCCAGUAUCUCUUAAUCUUUAUCGCUGGAUUUUAAGUCAAGACUGCAAAGCUGUGCAAGCUGGAGAACUUUUCUAUUGAGAACAUUUGUGUGGAUUUCGAGGAUGACAUCGAAGUCGACCGUCGGAAAGGGUGCGGAAAAACUAACUCUAACGGAAGGAUAAGAUGCUCAGGGUUACUCUGCAGCAUGGACGUGUUUUCAUUGAUCAAACAGACCAUCACAUCGGAAGACUCAAACCCAAUCACGAAAUACUUCGAAAUUGGGCGCCAAACUGGUAGCUACGGGCCAGAAAUGGUCUGGAAAAUUUAUGAUGCUGUUCGUAAAGAGGACAAAAAGGAAGCAUCGGUGUGUAUCUUUGAGAAGAAGAUUGCCGACAAGCUCCACAAACCGAGGAGGCGAGAGACAGUGUCUGAAAUACUACGACAAGGUGUCCAGCUGCUGGAGAAGUUUAAACACCCGCGGUUACUGGGUAUUUUACAUCCUCUGGAGGAAAGUCAUAACAGUCUGGCCUUUGCCACAGAACCGCUGUUUGCCAGUCUUGCCAAUGUGCUAGGCCGAUACGACAGGAUACCAACGCCCGCUCCUCCAGAAAUAAGGGACCAUGAAUUUCUGGACUAUGAAAUACAGUACGGUAUACUACAGAUCACCGAGGCCUUAUGUUACCUGCACGCCGUGGAGCAGAUGGUUCACAAGAAUGUUUCUCCACAGUCUAUUUUGAUAACGAAGAGGGGUACGUGGAAACUGGCGGCCCUGUGCUUCGCCGAGACUGUACGUGAUGGAAAGGAUUCAGUGAUUUGUCAUCCCUGGAGUACUAAAGUGCCUAAAAUGGCUCAGCCUGAUUUGAACUACAUAGCACCUGAGACCCAAAACUCAAAAUAUUGCUACUUUUUAAGUGAUAUGUUUGCUCUUGGAAUGGUCAUAUGCACUAUAUUCAAUACUGGUGUACCACUUAUAGAGGCGGAGCAUAAUACAACUACCUAUCUAAAACAGCUAGACCAGAUCCCGGAGAAGUUUAGUGACGUCGCCCACAAGAUGCCCCUUCCCCUUGUAGAACCGGUAGAAAAGAUGAUCAACAAGGAUAUCCGAUACCGCCCGACAGCUCAGUUUUUUUGUUUGUUAAAAUAUUUCAACGAUCCCAUCCUGAGAGGUUUACAACAAUUAGAUAACAUAGAUAUAAUGGAGUAUUGCCAGAGAGCUGAAGUUUACUCGUUUGUAGCACAAAUCAUCCCCAGUAUACCGAAAAAAAUAUUAUAUCGCCAUGUCUUCCCCGCCCUUUGCCUUGAAUGCUCAACAGCCGACACAAUCACCAGUGCAUUAUCUCCCUUGCUAACCCUUAUCGACUUCGCCACGCGGGAGGAAUACGUGGAGAAGAUCCUGCCCUUUUUCAGACUCAUCAUGAACUCGCCCAAGCCAGUGCAGGCGACAGUGUACAUACUCGAUAAGCUGGACACGGUGCUGAUGAAAAGUCCAGCAGAUGAGAUACGGUCGGAGGUAUUACCUUUUGUCUUCAACAGCUUGGAGUCAAACUCACUACAAGCACAGGAGGCAGCUUUAAAUGCAAUUGGUAUUAUCAAAGAGUACUUGGAUGAUGGUGUGAUGAGAAAUAUGGUGCUACCUCGGGCAAAAGCGCUUUACCAUAAGGGGAGCAAUGUGAGGGUGAAGCUGAAUGCGUUAUCUUGCAUAGAUUACUUACUAGACAGUCUCAACAAGAUGAUCAUUCUGGACGAGGUCUUGCCCUUUCUUACAGAUAUCACAGGUCAUGACCCCGACAUAGUCAUGGCAGUUGUUGGUAUUUAUAAGCACAUGUUAAGUGACAAAAAAUUUGGCCUCACCCAUAAUCUAAUAGCAACAAAGGUGAUGCCUCCCCUCAUUCCGCACACUGUCAACCCUGGCCUUAGUAUGGAAAAGUUUGGUGCGUUAAUGGAAGUCCUGAGAGAGAUGCUGGAACAAAUAGAUAGAAAACGUCGGAAUAAGAUGCAGGAGGAAACAUCAGCUGUACCAAUACCGAAAAGGGGGUCUAUAUGCAUGCCACUGAUUGAUGGUAAGACAAAAGACGACAAAGUAGGCACGUCCUCGUCGUCUCGCAUCUUUUUGACUGUCGAAAACAGUGGAAUGUCAAAAAGUCGUACAGAACAAUCUCUGUCCAAGUUGUCCCUGAUUGGUUACGACAGAUCACGUGAACAAAUAGCAGCUCUGACGUAUGCAGCUCCAAACAGCCCUGAUAUGCAGCACAUGAAAGACGAUAAAAUAUCCCUGAGCACAGAAAAAGAAAACCAACGUCGGUUCAGUUUGAUCCCGCCAGCAGGAGGGACACCAGGAAUUAGCCUCAUCUCGGACGAAAGUCCUUGCUCGGAUCGCCCUAGACGUCCGAGCACGCAGAGCCUCGGCCAGUUCACCCUGCCUGAGUUCGAGGGAAAGAACAGCCGUGGAAGUUUAUUAGGGUUUGGGGAUAACAAAGGGGGACAAAGACGAGCAAGUUUCCAGGCGCUAGGAGAAAGUGUGAUGCAGCUGUUUUCCAGUAAAUGACAAACCCCAUGCUAACACCUGGUCUUGUGAACUGUAUCCUACUCGGAUCACAAUUCUUUUUUCAUCUGUACUUUUGUACAGUUUUGAUGAAGGACAUCAACCUGCAAACGAAUCAAAGAUUCCAAAUGAGCAUUUCAGUUCAUUUUCGUGCGUGAAAGUUCGACAUUACAAUAGUAUUCCAAGCAUACUUAUUCUCUACGGAACAAUUUUCGUUAAUAACAAAAUAAAGUGUACAAACUACGUCUGUUUGUGAAAUGAUUGCUACAUUUUUACAGUCUGGAUUUGAACCAUUCCUGCCGCUACUUAUUGACGAUACAUGUAUAAAGUACCAUUUACCUUUAUGAUGUCGGCAUGAAUGUUUGCAAUGCUUUAUUUUUUCGUGUAACAGUCUUUUGUCUGGAACAUCUUACCUUUCGUUUAUAAAGCAAUGUAUUAGUCACGUACAUUUAUUCUUAUGGCGACUUAAUUUAUACAUAUAUAUCACAUAAGAGUGUUCAGUGUUUCUAUCUGAUACCUCGAGUAGUGCUUGUCUAAGUGAGAAACAAAGUGCAUAUUGUUUAACAUUAUACGUGCAUACACAGUAUCAUAACUGUCAGAAAGAUGUGAAAAUGCGUUCAUGCAGGUUUCAUACUGAACCUGCACGCGGGAAAGACAUAAGACAAACAAUAAAAUUAAUACCAUUAGAACACAGUCAUCGUUCUCCCUAUGUGACUGUUCAGGGCUUAGAUCAAGGUUAACCGAUUAAAGUUGACCUUUGAUAUUGAACUUACUAAAUUCAAGGUCAGCGUUCUCCAGUUGACCUUUGUGUAUGAUGAGUAUUCUGUGUAUAUACAUAAACGAGAAUGAAGCUAAUGUAAUUGAGGAUCUAGAUAAUGUAAUAUAAUUUUUGUAACUUUUGAUAUCUGCUUUAGAGACAUUUGUUAUUUUUAUGAUAACAUUAAAUACAGUUGUACCACGGUAUGCACUGUCACGUGAUAUGGUAGCGGGACGAUUUCAUCUGAGCUCUGCUUCUGGCAUCUUUCAUCAACAUAGUUACGUUUCUUAAAAGGCCUCUGGUCAUAUUAAAAACAUUGCAAAAUUGGAGAAACUUCUACUGUGUGUUUUGCUUAUAUUGCUUUUCAGUGGUGUUCAUUAAGACACAUGCAUCUACCUUAGCCAGAAAAAUACGUUAAGGGUGUAUGCAACCUUACACCUUCGAUUUACAUUCGAUUUAUCUCCUUUAAUGUUAUAAGAUACCUGACAAAUGUUGCAUUUUGCUACAUAGGGGCUUGUUACGUGUAAGUCGUAUGUGUGUAAUAAGGAUUAGAUAAGAAGCUUAAACCAGAAGAAUAAAAUUCUACCUUUUUUCUGUUAUUUCAAACAAGCAUUUACUAUCUAAAAUGUCUAAUGUAGACAAUACACCUACUGAACAAUAUACAUGUAUUGUCCUUCUGAUGGGGAAACACGAAUAUUUUUUUCCCUGUAAUUAAUAAUGUUUCACGAGGGCAUAGCCCGAGUGAGUAAUGAUUAAUUUUCCAAAUAAGCAACAAACGGUAAACUGUUUCAUGUUACUGCACCAUGUGAUUAUUAAGAAAAUCGUGAUACACAUUUUUUUUAUUUCCGCCCGAGUAAAAAAGUUGUCUCUAUGCUAGUUGCGAGUUCCGUAAGAAUCAAUGUGCGAAGACGCCAUUAAAAAUGCCCAGUGAAAAUAUUCAUCAAAUUAAAGAUAAAAAGGAUUUUGACCUUUCUACUUGCUAAUAAAACGUGUUAUAUGCGUAUCGAAAAAAAUACGUAUUUUUAAAUACCUCAUAGAUAAUACACAUAAUAAAUUACGUCUAAGCACACAAUCUUCAAAUGAAGAAAAUGGUAUUGUUGUACUGACCACAGUUUAUCAUUGCUUAUCAGAUGUUAGCAUGAUUGUAUACAUGUGUAUGUAUAUCUUUGGUUCCAAUUCAAUCCAGUAAAAUUGAAUCAAUAAUUUGAUCAUAAGCGUGGUUCAAGCAAGAUAAGAACUUAAUAAAUUGUAAUUUCUGGCAACUGAUUUACCUUUCGUGAAAGCAAUUCAUAUAAGUAUUCCUCAUAUGUAAUUGAAAAUAUAUGUCUGCGUACGUAGUUUACAUAUCCGUAUUUAGAAACAUUGCGCAAUAUUUUUAGAGUUUUAUAUUUAAAUCUUACCUUAGAGCUUCAAUUAAGAUCAGUCACGUAUUAAUUGCCCAAUGUCCAAAAGACCAACCAUGUAGCUCUAUUCUCUGAUUGAUUUCGUUAUUUGCGCAGAACAACUGUUUUUCUCUGACAGAAAUGAAAUACCGUUACAUCAUUUUAGCGGAAAUGAAAUACCAUGCAAAGGCGAUUCUCUUUAAUUUAUCAUAUGAAAUAUCAAACACAAAAAGUACCACGUGUACCAGAAUUUCUGAAUAAUCUGUCAAAUAUAUUGAAACAAAAAUCAAUAUUAAAAUUGAUUGUCUAUUACUACGACUAAAGUAUGGCAUCAUUUCACAUCAAACACGUGCAAUCGUUGAUUUAUAGAAACGUAUUUUAUUUUUGUUUACGAUGUCCCUCAAUAUAUCAAUAUUCCACCAUACAAUAGUGGAGAUAUCCCCUGCAUCAUCUCAAUGGCAUACAUUCGGCCCUGUUACCCUCUGUGUGUACCGGUAGAUGCCUCUGUCGUACUGGUAAAUAUAAACCUCGAUUUUUUAUUGUUCAAUUUUGUAUGAAUUUCUAUGAAUCCUUGGAAUACUGUACACAAACAUAGGUAUUGUAUACCGAUAUGUUAUUAUUGUUUAUGUUAACCAUUGAAAAUACCCUGUACUAAACUGUUUGUAUAACUAAUAAAG